Molecule: messenger RNA, 1116 nt
Organism: Orbilia oligospora ATCC 24927
Lineage: Eukaryota; Fungi; Ascomycota; Orbiliomycetes; Orbiliales; Orbiliaceae
Exons: 4
Coding region: 1-1116 (371 amino acids)
Biological process (GO): arsenite transport; antimonite transmembrane transport
Cellular component (GO): plasma membrane
Molecular function (GO): arsenite transmembrane transporter activity; antiporter activity; antimonite transmembrane transporter activity
Source: RefSeq, a predicted model, not a curated record
AUGGACGAGCGAAAGGAAAAGGAACCAGCUAAAGAAGCAGAACUGGAAAGCCAAAAUGCGAGAGAAAAGCCAAACACUAAAUUGUCGACAUUCAAAUCCCUGGGAUUCCUCGAUCGCUAUCUUGCCCUAUGGAUACUGUUGGCGAUGGUCAUAGGAGUCCUCCUGGGGAAUUUCGUCGAGCAAAUUGGGCCUUCCCUUCAGAAGGGUAAAUUCGUAGGAGUUUCGGUGCCAAUAGCGAUUGGACUGUUGGUCAUGAUGUACCCUAUCUUAUGCAAAGUUCAGUACGAGAUAUUACAUCAUAUUCUUCGGAAAAGAGAUCUAUGGAUUCAGAUAGUAUUCAGCGUCUUCGUGAAUUGGAUUGUCGCGCCCUUUCUGAUGCUUGGAUUAGCAUGGGCUUUCUUGCCAGACAAAAGUGAUCUACGAACGGGGCUGAUUUUGGUCGGUUUGGGAAGGUGCAUUGCUAUGGUUCUGAUAUGGAAUGGCCUCGCAGCUGGUGAUGAGAACUACUGUGCGAUUCUGGUCGUCGUUAACUCCGUUCUUCAAAUGGUUUUGUUUGCACCACUUGCAGUACUAUUCAUUAAAGUGAUCAGUGGCAGUGGGGAACUCGAGCUUUCGUACUCAACAAUCGCGACGAAUGUGGCAGUGUUUCUUGGAAUACCAUUGGGGGCCGCUAUUUUGACCAGGCUCCUCAUUCGACAAUUUGCCGGACCUGAUAAAUACGAGGUUUUCCUGAAGUGGCUUUCUCCGUGGUCGUUGAUUGGCCUACUCUAUACUAUUCUUGUUCUAUUUGCUUCUCAGGGUCGUCAGGUUGUCCACCAAAUCGUCUCUGUAGUUCGCGUCGCUGCACCUUUAAUUGUUUACUUUGUCGCCAUUUUCAUCGUCACGCUGUAUGUGACAUACAGGCUUGGUUUUGGCUAUAAGUUAGGUGUUACACAGAGUUUUACAGCCGCCAGCAAUAAUUUUGAGCUAGCUAUAGCGGUUGCUGUUGCAACUUUUGGUCCCAACAGCGAUCAGGCGCUUGCAUCGACUGUAGGUCCUCUUAUUGAGGUCCCUGUCUUAAUUGCUCUGGUGUAUGUAGUCCGAUUCAUAGGCAAGAGGUGGAAUUGGAAAGAUUAA